AUGCAGCAUUAUCCACCAGAUGCAGGGAGGCAAUACCUCCCUCCUCCUCCAGGACCUCCUCCUCCAACAGCCACACCCGGUCCUCCGAUUGGUAUACACAUCCCUCCUCCGCCUCCUCGUCAACUUGGAGGCACAUCGCAUGGAAUGCUUCCACCCCCUCCACAAACUGCCUACUGGAAUCAGCAGCGGCCAACAUACCCACAAGGCCAGACGUACAACCCUCAAUUGUUCUCCAACUAUCAACACAACCAAUUCCCACCCCCGCCGCCUCCGCCAGAGCAACAGCCGUUAACAUCUGCAACCUACAUUCCGUACGGGGAGUCCUUUGGGCCUGGUGUUGGCAUUCCACCCUUACACACACCCUCUAGAUACCAGGAUCCUACUUAUUUCCGGGAGGACUACUCCGCAAACACAGACAGCUCCAGGAAUACAGGUGGCACACCCAAUACUGCAGACACCACUAUUACCACCCCAGACUUUUACAACGGUGACAACCGGUCCUACAAUAAUGUUCCACCGACGCCACCCUCGCACCCCUCGAAUUCGCGCAUGCCAAUCAACGUUGGCCUUGCUCAAAAUUAUCAGUCUUCGGGUCCUCCCACUGCCACCGUUUCGAAUCCACAGCCUCAUCGGCAACCCACCUAUGUGCUCCACCCACGUAGGAAUGACAGCACAGCACGCCAAGGAAACACACCAGUUUCACCUUCAGGUCAAGGGGCUGAAUGGCCUAUGGACCGAGUGGUUCAAUUACUCAUUGAAAACGACUUUUCAAGGGAUUGGCAAGAGACGUUCAAACACAUGAAUCUAUUCGGCGCACAGUUCUUGGAGAUUGGACGAGGGCAUGGUUCAAAGACGAACGUUGCGAUGAUGCAUCAGGUGCUCUACCCCAAGCUAGCGCAGCAGUGUACCUCGAGUGGCACCGGCUGGGAUCAAGAACGGGAGAGACAUGAGGGUCGACGUUUGCGGAGGCUCGUAAGGAGCAUUGUGGAAAACACUCCACAAAGCCACAUCAGAAUCCCGGGCCGACAAACUUCUCAGUAUCUGACCAGUGCUGGUACUGACGGCACCCUAGAGAACUCGCCAAAUCUGAGAAAUCAAAACUUUACCCCUACAACUGCUGGAGACGGCGAACAAAGUCCUGGAUUUGGUAUGCCAGCUCCGGGCCAGUCGCCCGCAGGAAUCGUUCGCCGCUAUUCAACCCAACAGCGCAAUGUCAGCACGCCAUCAAACCAUCAAAGUCAACAGUCGAGUGAUUUCGAGGAUGCUUCGUCGGAAAAAAACCUUGGACCAUGGCCCAAGCCUCAGAGCCCAAGCGGCUCUGGUGACCAUAGCGCAGGUGGCUCGUUCAAUCAUCGUGACCAGCUCAAGUCUGCAAGCCCACAGCAGAGCCCAGGCUUGACCGCAGUGCGAUUGCAGAACAACAGCAGUAAUGGUGCGCCCUCCAACCGUUACUACCAACCCAAUCGUCGCAACAGCUCCGAAUCUAACCCUGUAGUCACCCAAAACCUAGCUGGAGGCCCGACGUCGGCAAAGGCUAGCAAGGAUCACAGAAAUGGCCACCCUACCUCGCACCCGAUGGAACAAUCCAUGAGCAACGAGCUACCCAGUGCUACCAGUCAACAUAAAUUUUCAUUGCAGAAGAUUUUCAGCCGGCGAAAUAAGCCGGCAGAGCCAUCGCCGGACGAAUCGAGUCUAGAUGGCGAGUCGAGCCCUAAUCAGGCGCGAACUACGCCAUACGGUUCUUCUUUCCUCAAGAACUCCAGCGACGUCUCGCUGAACGAUCGGCCCACCUCAAAUCGUUCGGAGGACAAGGGCAUUUCUAGAACACGCUCCAAGAACAGAGACAUUGAACCACGUAGGUUCGCAUUCGUCACACCCGAUGGGUGGAACUACCGCCUGAUCGAUAUCACGGAUUGCCAAUCCGCUUCCGCAAUGAAGGAGGCAAUCUGUGAUGGCCUUGGGAUUCCAUUCACAAUGGACGUAUCCUACUACCUAACCUCGCCCGGUCAAACAGAGCACGAUGACCCUUUGUCCGAUAAGAAGCUUCUCCGCUAUCGCGAGUCACAUGGAGAUCCAGUUUCAGGACUCAAGAUUCUGGUCAGCGCUCCGAACUACUUCCCACACUCGGCAGGUUCCGGUCUUGCGUUUGCUCAUGGGGGGCUUACAUCACCGUUCGGUCGGGCUACUUUUGAAAAGCCGCGCGAUGACGCUCUUUUCAAUCGUGUCAGGGGUACUCACGAUCCUGACUCUCCAAGCGGAACACGCUCCGGUGAGUCGACUCUGGUGCCAGAAAAUAAGGUCCUGCGAUCGAACUUGGGUAAGAAUGGUGACAUAUCCGCCGAGCCCUCGAGCGCGCGUUCAAAGACGGAUCGCACUUGGGACGUUGGCGAAGAGAGAGAAUGGACAGAAGUGGAGCGUCGCGAUCUUUCCGCCGAAUCCGAGCGCUACCGACAAGAGGCGCAGCGCAAACAGGAUCACUACCUCCAAGAGCGUCGGCAGAAGUUAAAGAGAGAGUCGACCAUAGAUUCUCCAGGAAUCAGAGGUCCGGGUAUCAUCAAUUUUGACGAGCGACGAGACUCGCCAUACGAAGACAGCCAGAAACCAUCUGAGGAAGCCAGGACGAAGAAGAAGCUGGUACCACAGAGGGAGCCACCACCGGUGCCACCAGAUUCCAGCACUCUCAUCAAGGCGAACUCGUUGACUAAGCGUAGCAGCGGUAGCUCGGAGAAUCGAAAAUCCGGUGAUUCUGCCGCCUCGAUUGACCCCAACCGUCGAAAAGCAAUCCCAUCAAGCGUCGCAGGCCUCAGCCAUAUUAGUGCCGCACUGGCUGGCGCAGGAAAUGUUGGGGCGCUUGUCGGAGCUCCAGAACGAGCCAAAAACAAUUCCAGACCAUCCUCGUCACAAUCACGGGAGGAGACAUCCGCCAAGUCAAGACGCCCUGGGGCAUUGGCAUCGAUCGAAUACAACUCACAGAGUGCAUCUGCAAGAGGCACGAGUCCAGGUGGGUCUCCUCGUAGUCCCGGCUUCACCAUGAGCAAAGGAAAUGUUGCGUUCAAGAUUCCUGACUAUGAAGAUGAUUUUCCAGAAGACCUAGCUUUAGACAGCAAGCCCGCCCUUACUUUGCAGACGCAGCCCAAUCCAACUGUCGCCAGGCUCAGAGAGCCCCAACCCAGGUUACGUACACCAGAUAUAAGUCCCUCUUCAUCGCAUCCGCCAAGAAAUGCGCUGUCACGCGAGUCGUCCCGCAUCUCACACUACGUCGGCACCAUUGAUUUUCAGGAGUCUCAUGUUCCUUUUGCCACAAACUCGACCGAUGACUUGUCGGAUUCGGACGAGGAGUCUGAUGACGGUCUUUUUGCCAUGCCACUCGCCAAGACGGCCAAGACAAUGCCACCAACACCAUCCAAGAGCAAGGCUGCCAUGGCUGAUGAUUUCUCGAGCCAAAGACCAUCUUUGACAUUGGAAACAUCAAAAUCCAAACUGGCAUUUGAAUCUCCCGAGAGGACUGCCUUGACUAAGAGUGCUUCUACAGACGGUACCGAGAUAGAGUCAAAACAGUCCGCCCUUCCAUCAAGCAGUAUCGAUACACCACACGAAGAGCCGGAUUUCGGUCGACGCGGCUCAACAUUUACACAAAACAUAUGGGCCAACAGACCUCCGGCUGAAGCGCUUGUAGAGCAUCUCGACGAGUUCUUUCCCAACGUCAAUCUCGAUCAAUCCAUCGAAGACGAGGUCAAUUCACCACCCAGCUCGCCGCUCGGAGGUGGAGCAGAAGCUAGCAAUAAGUCUUCGACAAACGUCAGCCGCGCGACGACGCCAAUGUCAUCCGCUGAUGACGAGGGCGACGUGCUGGGCUCAAACGAGUCUACACUCAAGAGGGGCGAUACUUACAAGACAGUGGCGCAGCGCAAUAUUCGUCGUUCGGGUGGGUUGAACAGAUCAAAGUCCAUCCGUGAGGUUGUGAAGGGCGCAUACCAGCACCCUGACAAGAGGUCCAUGCCAGGACCAGCGAGGAUCAGCACUAUCAAGUCUGGAGAUAUCACGCGUCGGAAGAGCACGAAAAUGUUCAACGCCAAGAUUGAGCAGGUCAAGCCUUCACGACAGAGUAAGUUGAUUCCACUCGAUACAAUCCCGCAAGAUCAGAUUCCUGUUCCACAACGCCAGCAGACCUUCAAAUGGGUCAAGGGUCAACUCAUUGGCAAAGGCACGUUUGGUCGCGUGUACCUCGGCAUGAACUUGACCACCGGUGAACUUCUUGCCGUCAAACAAGUCGAAGUCAAACAGCAAGCUGCAGGUCAAGACAAGGAGAAGAUGCGCGAGCUCGUGAAGUCACUCGACAUUGAGAUCGACACGAUGCAACAUCUCGACCAUCCUAACAUCGUGCAAUACCUUGGAUGCGAGCGCAAGGAAAUGUCCAUUUCCAUCUUCCUCGAGUAUAUCUCUGGUGGCAGCGUCGGCUCUUGUCUGCGCAAACACGGCCGUUUCGAAGAGAAGAUAGUUUCUAGUCUCACUCGCCAAACCCUCCUCGGGCUUGCAUAUCUCCACGGCCAAGGCAUCUUGCAUCGCGACCUCAAAGCUGAUAACAUCCUGCUCGACCUCGACGGGACUUGUAAGAUUUCCGACUUUGGCAUCUCAAAGAAAACAGAUAACAUUUACGGCAACGACGUCUCGAAUUCCAUGCAAGGUUCUGUCUUCUGGAUGGCCCCGGAGGUCAUCCGCGCCCAAGGCGAAGGGUAUUCAGCCAAAAUAGACAUCUGGUCUCUCGGCUGCGUCGUGCUCGAGAUGUUUGCUGGUCGUCGACCCUGGUCCAAGGAGGAGGCUAUUGGUGCCAUCUACAAGCUUGGAUCCUUGAACCAAGCACCGCCGAUUCCAGACGAUGUGAGCUCCCAGAUCACGCCGCAGGCUCUGAGCUUCAUGUACGAUUGCUUCACAAUUAACACUAUGGAGAGGCCGACGGCGGAGACGCUGUUGCGCGCGCCCUUCUGCUUCAGCGAUCCGCACUACAACUUCCUGGACACGGCGCUAUACGCGAAGAUUCGGGACGCUUAUAAUUAG
Molecule: messenger RNA, 5055 nt
Organism: Pseudovirgaria hyperparasitica
Lineage: Eukaryota; Fungi; Ascomycota; Dothideomycetes; Acrospermales; Acrospermaceae
Product: Pkinase-domain-containing protein
Exons: 2
Coding region: 1-5055 (1684 amino acids)
Biological process (GO): protein phosphorylation
Molecular function (GO): protein kinase activity; ATP binding
Source: RefSeq, a predicted model, not a curated record